AUGUUUUCGCCGGCAGGGAAGCGGUGUUUUACCAUUGAAUCUUUAGUGGCAAAGGAGAGUCCGUUAACAGCUGAGGACCCGAUCCGCCCUACAGCGCUCAGUUAUACAACCCCUACAGACAGCUUCCUGAACGGCUACCAAAGCCCCCCAGGCCGUGCGCUCUACCCCAACCCGGACCUUGUGUUUCCUGAGACUGUAAACCAUCCAUCUCUGAGUGUGCACCCGCAUCAGAUCGGCAGCACGCACCUUCAACACCCGCACUUCUUUGGCACGCAGCAUCGCGAACCGUUGAAUUUUUAUCCGUGGGUGCUACGUAACCGAUUUUUCGGCCACCGGUUUCAAGGGAACGACGUCUCACAGGACACACUGCUGUUGCACGGUCCGUUUGCGAGGAAGCCCAAACGAAUCCGCACAGCUUUUUCACCGUCUCAACUACUUCGUCUUGAACGAGCAUUCGAGAAGAACCAUUAUGUCGUAGGAGCCGAGCGGAAACAACUCGCCAAUAGCCUGAGCCUAUCCGAGACACAGGUGAAGGUGUGGUUCCAGAAUCGCAGAACCAAGUAUAAACGACAGAAGUUGGAAGAGGAGGGACCGGAGUGCACGCAGAAGAAGAAAGCAAACCAUCACAUUAACCGCUGGAGGAUUGCUACCAAACAGACAGGAUCUGAGGACAUAGACGUAACAUCUGACGCUUAA
Molecule: messenger RNA, 696 nt
Organism: Chanos chanos (milkfish)
Lineage: Eukaryota; Metazoa; Chordata; Actinopteri; Gonorynchiformes; Chanidae
Gene: emx1
Product: empty spiracles homeobox 1
Exons: 3
Coding region: 1-696 (231 amino acids)
Biological process (GO): brain development; neuron differentiation; central nervous system development
Cellular component (GO): nucleus
Molecular function (GO): RNA polymerase II cis-regulatory region sequence-specific DNA binding; DNA-binding transcription factor activity, RNA polymerase II-specific
Source: RefSeq, a predicted model, not a curated record